AUGGAUAUUGAGGAUGAAAAUCAUGCUAAGAACAUCAGUCAAUGGCUGGAGGAUAACGCGUUGUCUGCAGACUCAGAGUACAAGCAAAUGUCGAGUGACCUUGAAGACUCCACCAUGAGAUUUCACAAUAACCAAGACCAAAAUGAGCCAGGCCAAGAGGAAGCGUAUGGGAAAAUGCAACAAGAGGCAUACAAUGCGCAUGCCGCCCAGAUAGACGACUUCAUCGAUAUUGAAGGGUUGGAAGGCGGUGACAAUAAUGCGCUUGCCUACAAUGAUAUGCUGCCUACAACGUCUGAUCUCAACUUCACCCCACUGUUGUCUCCCAAUGCAAGUUCAAUUCUAACGCCUUCACUUCCAAGCCAAACUUAUUCUUUCACACCCCUGACGUCUCCUAUGAUCGACGCUAUUCCAAAUCUACGCACCAAGAGAACAAGCGUGGAGAGCGACCAUAAAUAUACUGGACAUAAGGACUCGUUGCGAUCUAGUAGAGGAACUGAUAUUCCGCCUCCAAUGAAAAAAACGAAAACUCCAAGUUCCACGCCAGCAUUUGGUCCUGUGACUUCACGUAGGAGCUCACCUCUUUUGCAGCCUAAGAAGGGUUCCAAUAACACUACUCCUGUGCUGAUAAGCAACAACAACAGCUCGUUCAAUCAAGAUUUUGCUCUCCCGGAAUCCUCCCUACCUGGUCCUGUCACUCCUUUAGAUUUGAUGGGUUUCAAAGUUCAGAAACAACAAUCUGAAGAUAAAGGAAAAUCCAAAUCUGCAGAUAAGAAGGCUACUCAUAAGCUUGCUGAACAAGGAAGAAGAAAUAGAAUGAAUAACGCAAUUCAAGAGUUGGAUGCGAUACUCCCACUAGAAAUGCGCAAAUAUGUCACCACUCCCUCCAAGGCUACAACUGUGGAACUUGCAUGUCAGUACAUUCAAUCUCUUCUGGAAAGAAUUGGAGAACUAGAAAAACCGCCCCAAAGCUCACCGAACGAUAAGACUACUAAUGAUUCCACAUUGCCUGCCAAUGCAUCUCCUGAAGAUCAGGCAGACAAUAAUUACAACCCAGCAAACGACACAGACUCAAUUAGUCCAUUAGAGUUUGAAAAGUGA
Messenger RNA from Komagataella phaffii GS115, 1098 nucleotides. RefSeq lists its product as hypothetical. The record is from RefSeq and is a predicted model, not a curated record. Gene Ontology annotation, molecular function: protein dimerization activity. The transcript has a single exon. Lineage: Eukaryota; Fungi; Ascomycota; Pichiomycetes; Pichiales; Pichiaceae. Bases 1 to 1098 code for a protein of 365 amino acids.